This is a messenger RNA of Babjeviella inositovora NRRL Y-12698, 1389 nucleotides long. RefSeq lists its product as uncharacterized. Lineage: Eukaryota; Fungi; Ascomycota; Pichiomycetes; Serinales. The annotation marks the transcript as partial. The transcript has a single exon. The record is from RefSeq and is a predicted model, not a curated record.
UGAAAUUACAAGGCUCUGGAUCCAAGGCAAUCUUCCGUAUGCACGCCAUAUGCAUCUUCCAGGGCUUUUCAAUCCAUGCAUCCAAACUAUGUAUGAAAUUUCGGAGGAUAUACCGUUUAAAUUUGGACUAUAAGCAAAAGAAGGCGUCGAGGAAUAGAAAGAUGAGCCUUUUUUUAGAUAUUUCCUGGGCGGUUCAAUUGUAUUUAAGCAACCUAGUCUGCUGCUAUUUGUAGUAUUUUCCCUCCUCCUUUAGUCAAUCACCAAGACAGUUGUAUCCCUAAAUUCAUCUGAGAUAUGAGUUCCAACUUUAUCACAUUGCUCGUCGCAGCAUUCACUCUUAGUAGUGUUUCCGCCGUUCCUUACUGGUUCUUUUACGGGAACGUGCAAUUCACUUACGAACAGUGUGUUCCUCAGCUUUCCACUUCCUCUUUCACUACCACUUCCUUAGAAUACCUCGCCAACAACGGGUGUAACACUCAUUACAUUCCAACCACCACGUGUGUUCAAAAAAAUGUUUGUACCACCACCUCUACUUCCACCUAUGCUCCUGUCACCUCUGGUACUGACAAAAGUUGCAACUUGUGUAUGGUUCCUCUGACUUACACUACUAAUGUUUUGCAAUGCCCAUUACUUCUUGGUUGGUUGUACGGCUGUGACACUUACACCCUUACGGGUACUUCGUAUAACAUUGGCGAAUGUACUUCCACUGGGGGUAUCGCUCCAACAUACACUUCGAGCACCGCUGCUCCUACCGUUAUCUGCACCACCACCGUCAAGACUGUUAGUACUUCCACUUCUUCUCUCCUGUACUACAACUUAGGGCUCAAUUGCAAGACUGUCUGGAACCCAUGCCAACACUCUACCACAGUAACUGUAUGCAACACUGUUACUCCUACUGCCGUUACCAGGUAUACUACCAUUUCUGGCACUUGGACUGGCGCUUCUUCCAGAACCACCACCCUUCCGUUUCUUCCAGGUGCCACUGUUGUGACCGUCGAGGUUGAUGGUCCAGCACCAAACCCAACCACCAAGACGGUUACAGUUACUGGAACCUGGACUGGUGCUCUCACCGAGACUCACACGAUUCCAUUUAUCUCUGGUGCCACCGUUGUGACCGUCGAAGUUGACGUUCCAACUCUGUCUGCUAAGCCGAUCACCACGUGUAUCACCACCGUUCAGGUUAUCAGCACUUCCACUUCUUCUCUCCAAUACGACAAAAAUGGUGCCAACUGCAAGACCGUUUGGAACCCUUGCCAACACUCUUCGACUGUUACUAUUUGUAACACCGUCACUCCUACUGUCGCCACUACGUGUAUCACCACCGUUCAAGUUAUCAGCACUUCCACUUCUUCUCUCCAAUACGACAAAAAUGGUGCCAACUGCAAGACU